CAAGUGGUUUGGUUCUACUGGAGUGCCGUUAGCAUUCUUGGUUUUUCUGAAGUGCCGUCGGCUUCUUCUCGUCAUUCAGUUGUGGUCUGACUUCCUCGUGAUCUUUCGCAAGCAAAGUCCGAAUUCCAGUUUAAUUAGCGUUGGGCUCGUCUACUUCCUUAUAUGGAGCUUAGUUUGUUUUGUUCAGAACCGUGAAAGGUAGUUCCAUAAGGUAUACCAAAGAUGUUUUCGGCCAAGACUUCCAUUGUUGUAAUACUGCUGGUGUGGUUCUGUUUAACUUCUGACUGUGACGCUUGGCGAAGACGCCGUCGCCGUCGAUGCCCAGUGAAAAACUGUGAUAUCACUUCUUGGUCAUACUGGAGUUAUUGCACUGCAGACCGAUGUGGGCAGGAAGGCUAUCGAAGUCGAUCAAGAAUGAUAGUAUCAAAGCCAUCCUGUGGUGGAAAAGACUGCCCUGACAACCUUUUCGAAACUCGGCAGUGCUAUGGUAGUAGAGCAGUUGACUGCGAACUGAGCUACUGGUCAGAAUGGAGCGGUUGUACAACUGCUUGUGGCAUAUCAGGAACACAGUCCAGCUCCCGCCACCGAAUAACUAUCGAACAAUGUGGCGGUACAUGCUCAUCUUUCCUCACAAGAACACGAUCUUGCCAACUUACCGGCUGUUUCAAUGGAGGAACUCUUAAAGGAGGAGCAUGUUUCUGUAAAGCAGGGUUUUCUGGCGAUUGCUGCCAGCUGCAAGAUACAGAUACUGACAAAAGCUCAUACAAAAUCACGGUCGGGUUGUCGGUGUCGGGAUGCUUGGUUUUCAUCGCCAUCAUCAUAUGUGUGUGUUGGUUUUGCUGUAGGGGAUGAACCCAGGCCUCGAAAAUCAAUGCAGAUCUAUCCAAAGUUGCCUUUUUGACCUUUUACAUAGCAUACUUGGUGUUAAGCUGAAAACGCUACAUACGAGAUGAAUUAAGUCAAAUGUUUGUAGAGCUUCUUUAAUUAAAAUUGUGU
Messenger RNA from Pocillopora verrucosa, 996 nucleotides. NCBI's taxonomy places the organism in Eukaryota, Metazoa, Cnidaria, Anthozoa, Scleractinia, Pocilloporidae. The record is from RefSeq and is a predicted model, not a curated record.